Molecule: messenger RNA, 981 nt
Organism: Lachancea thermotolerans CBS 6340
Lineage: Eukaryota; Fungi; Ascomycota; Saccharomycetes; Saccharomycetales; Saccharomycetaceae
Product: L-lactate dehydrogenase
Exons: 1
Coding region: 1-981 (326 amino acids)
Biological process (GO): carboxylic acid metabolic process
Cellular component (GO): cytoplasm
Molecular function (GO): L-lactate dehydrogenase (NAD+) activity
Source: RefSeq, a predicted model, not a curated record
AUGGCUCAAAACAAAGAAUCCUCAACCAUGAAGGCUGGCCUAAACCCAGUCAAAGUUGUUGUAGUCGGAACUGGAAGCGUUGGAUCGACUACAGCAUAUACAUUGCUUCUUAGUGGCAUGGUUGCUGAGAUUGUGCUGAUUGAUAUUAACAAAGAUAAGGCUGACGGUGAGGGUAUGGAUUUGAACCACGCUGCUCCUAUGACCACUGACUGUCGCGUUUAUGUUGGAGACUAUCCGGACUGCGCCAAUGCUGCAAUUGUAAUUAUCACAGGAGGAGCCAAUCAAAAACCUGGGCAAACUAGAAUGGAUUUGGCAGCCAAGAACGCUAAAAUCAUGCAGGAAAUCAUUCCAAAUAUUGUCAAAAACGCUCCUGACACCAUUUUGCUUCUUGCCACAAAUCCUGUGGAUGUUCUCACCUCUAUCAGCUACAAGCUAUCAGGAUUUCCUGCCAGCAGAGUCAUUGGAUCUGGCACCUUGCUUGACUCUGCUCGUUUAAGAUACAAUCUCAGUAAGUAUUACAACAUUUCUUCUGAGAGUAUCGGCGCCUUUAUUAUUGGCGAGCAUGGCGAUUCCGAACUUCCAGUUUGGUCUCUCGCCAGUAUUGCUGGAAUGAGGCUCCGCGACUACUGUGAAAAGUCAAACCAAAAAUUCGAUCAAGAUGCCCUUGAGAAGAUUUUCGAAAAAACACGCAGCGCAGCUUACGAUAUCAUAAAGCGUAAAGGCUACACGGCAUAUGGUAUUGCGGCGGGAUUAGUUCGCAUCGUUGAGACAAUUCUCAAAAACGAGGGGUCAUUGCUCACAGUGUCGACCGUUGGUGACUACUUUGGUGUGAAGCAGGUUGCUCUGAGCGUUCCCACAAAAGUCGACCGCACUGGUGCUCACCAUAUUGUUGGCCUGUCCCUGGACGAUAACGAGAUUGAAGAAGUAAAAAAGUCUGGCCAGAACAUCAAAUCUGUUUGCAGCAGACUUGGUUUCGAUUGA